AUGGCCACCGUUAAACCGAUGCGAAGUUGUCCCGGCCGAUCGGCGACCGACGUCGAGCAAAACUGGUACCACAUGCGUUUGGCGCCAGGCCUUGGCAUCUGCUCCGCCUGCUACCACCAGCACAUCCUCCCGACGCCCUUCGCCUCCAACUUUGCCCACGAGCCGGACUCCUCCGGCGCCCGCCGCUACUGCGACUUUGACGUGCCUCGCACCCGCGCCGUGCUCCGCCAAGCCCUCGCCGACAAUGACAUUGCCGCCUUCCAGGCGUACUGGACGCGCCGCGCGGGGACCCCCCGCUGCAAGGGCGCCGGUGCCGGCGUCGCGCCCGCGGAUGGCUUCUCCUGGUUCCAGCUGGCCGAGCCCCUAGCAGGGGGCAAGCAGCUGGGGGCUUGCAACGCGUGUUAUGAGGACCACGUCUUAGCCUCGCCGUUUGCAGAGCGCUUCGCGAGCACGCCGGUGAAGCAGCCGCAGGACCAGACGUUCGAGUGCGACCUGGCCUGGGAGUUUGUGCAGAAGCUGCUGUGCGGUGGGACGCAGGACUGGGCGCAGGUGUCAAGCUGGCUGCUCUUCCGUAAGGGCCUGCCGCGGUGUCUCCAGGCGGCGGCGGGAGCGCCGGAGGAGCGGCGCUGGCACAGGUUGCGAGCGCCGGAGUUCGGCGCGCUGCUGACCUGCGAGGCGUGCUACUACGACGCCGUGCACGGCACCGUCGCCGCCGAGCACUUCCUGGCGUCCCCGGUGGUGCUGCCGCCCGGGUCGCUGACCGUCGUGUGCAUGGUCGGCGGGCACGUGGCGCUGCGCGUCGUGCUUGACGAGGCGAAGCGCCUCGGCGACUGGGCCGUCUUCCACCGCGCCGCGCAGGCCGUCGUGCGCAACCCGCCGUGCCUGCGCGAGGGCACGCAGUCGCAAGUCUGGUACUCGGUGGUGCCGGCCUCGCCGGAGAUCGACGUGUGCCCGGCGUGCCACGCAUGCCUGUUCGAGGCCCUCGGCGCCGGCCACCUCCUGCAGCCCAAGUACGUGCCGCCCGGCCAGCCGCGCCUGUGCAGCAUGAACCUCGCCGCGCCGCACGUCGCCGCCAUCUACAGGCGGCUGGACAUGGCCCUCGACUCGGGCGACCUCGCCGGCUUCGCUUCCUUCCUGCGCCUGGUCGCGGAGCUGCCCGCCUGCCCCGGCAACAAGCCCGUCGCCGGCCUGCGCUGGUACACGCACGAUUUGUUUUCCUGCUGCCCCGCCUGCUGGCACACCGCGCCCAUCCGGGACACCAAGCUCGCCCAGUGCUUCGCCUCCGAGACGGAGGUCUCCUCGCUGCUCAAGUGCGACUUCUACUCGGGCCGCGUGCGCGACCUCUGGCGCCUCGCGUGCAUUGAGGACGAUCUCGCCGGGUUUGCCGGGUUCAUGAAGAAGCGGCACCAGAUCUGGCAGCAGACGUACCCGGCGAUCCAGCAGCAGCUGGCGAUCAUGCGGAUGAACCUGCAGCGGCAGUCGACGCUGAUGAUGGCAUCGGUGCUCAACACGGGCGCGAAUAAUAUCGUCUCCGCGGCCUCCCCGGUGGGACUGCAGGGCCAUUACGGCAACUCGGCGAUCGGGUACGGGUACGAGACCAUGGCGGGCGCGCAGGGCGCGAUACAGUUCAACCAGGCGACGAGCAUGGGGGGAGCGAACGCGGCGCCCGCGAUGGUGAUCACGCAGCUGGAGGGGCUGUGGAAGUCGGUCGAGUAA
Molecule: messenger RNA, 1716 nt
Organism: Cordyceps fumosorosea ARSEF 2679
Lineage: Eukaryota; Fungi; Ascomycota; Sordariomycetes; Hypocreales; Cordycipitaceae
Exons: 1
Coding region: 1-1716 (571 amino acids)
Source: RefSeq, a predicted model, not a curated record